Gongylonema pulchrum is the source of this 287-nucleotide messenger RNA. The record is from the annotation of a GenBank genome assembly. Lineage: Eukaryota; Metazoa; Nematoda; Chromadorea; Rhabditida; Gongylonematidae.
AUGAAUAAUCAGUGUUCGGAGGAUGAUUGCGCCAUCCAGAUUCGUUCAUCAGAGGAAAGGUUGGUGGAGCAUCUGUUGGCGAUUGAAAAAUUGUGCAUGAGGUUACGCCAAUGUGUCCUUCCGGAAAUCAGUGGACUGAAAGAAGCGGUCUUUGAGCCAUCUCUUGUCAACGAAGUCAAUAAUUUGAAAAUUGACGUAAGUUCAUUAUUUUUUUUUUUUUUUUUUCAUUCAUUUUUGCCGUCCUAUAAUUUCAAGCUAGUACAAGUAAAUAAAUUUCUAAAAUAGAA